ACCACUGAUAAAUAAAAUUCGGUGUUAUUCCUGCACCCUUUAAUUUUGAGAAGGCCCCCUUCAGCCCAGGACUCUCAAAUUCACUUGGGUAUAAACAUGGCCGGUUGCCUCGGCUUGUCACAAUCACCCCGGGGUCGUUGAACUUUUCGGCAUAUCGCGGAUAUUAUCACUCGGUUCACCUAAAUAUGUAACCAAUUUUUUCCUGAUUUUUGCUAUUUGUUGGGAACGAUUUUUGUUUAACUGUUGGGGAGUAUUUAUUGACGGUGGUAGAAAGAUGUUUUGACUAGCUCCUACCUUCGGUUCGUGACCUAGUCACAAGAUGGCGAGGGCUUAAAGACCCGAGCGAGAGGCACCCGAAAAAUUUAAAUAUCCAGAUGACUGGGAUUUAACAGCCGAUGAAUCAUCUAUUGGAUUAAAAGUCACGUUUUAAUUGAUUGUUGAUAGUUCUCUUUAAACAAAAUGGAGAAAAUAGACAUAGAGAUUAAUAUUUUUAAUAUUGAGUGUUUGGGUGACACAUUGAAGGGAUUGUUUUUUUGAAUAUAUAAGUGAUUAUUGAGGUUAUAUUACUGUAAAUUGAGAGUGUUUAUUGACCACUAAAAAGUAGAAUAAUAAUAAGAAUUUAAUUAAGACAAUUGAAGGGUCCUUGGUACUUAUUUCAAGGUUAUUCACACUACGUAACUGAUUAAAUUAUCAAGAAGGAUGAAGCUGAUGGGAAAUAACCUCAACAUCUGUGAAGUUAUUGUAUGUUAUUGAGUGAUUCAACUUUUGUGGUGUUUUUUCAUACAGUUUCAUCGGUUUGGUAUUCAUAAUAAUGGGUUUUUAUGGGGUUUCGUCUGUCACUUUCGAUUGAAGAGAAAGCAGGGUCAACUAUCAUGUAUUCAUGAAUACUUGGAUUUAUCUCAAUGCCUUCAAAUCCAAUUCCUCUCAUCGACAUCACUUAACAGUUCCCCUCAUUAACACCUAAAACACCUGGUAAACCCCUUCAUCCCCCACUUGAACAUUUUCCAAAACCCUAAGACGAAUAAUGUGAGCCCAACAAUUGAAAAAAUCUCGACAUGAUCCCCUCACUGGACCCCUACGCCCAGAAGUUCCUCAGGAUGAUAUCCAGGAUAAAACUGAAACACAUCCUGCUCUUUCUAUUCUCGAUCUUCGUCCUGGACUUCUUCGGGGCCUUCACCCACGUCUUCGAGCUCUCCUACGACACUCACUUCAAGUAUCCCUAUGAGGGUGAUAUCCACGGCUUUAUCGACUCCCUGAAACAUCGAAAGAAACCGGAGCUGGAUCCGAUCAACGACUACAACUACAGCUACAUCCACGAUCUCAAGGACUUCUGCGUAGAUACUCAGAAUGACUUCCGAAGCUUGCGAAUCGUAUUCCUAGUAAAAUCCUCCGCUGAACAUUUCCAGAGACGAGUCGCAAUCAGAAACACUUGGGGUUUCAAGAAAAGAUUUUUUGAUGUGCCCACGAGGACUGUCUUUCUGCUGGGAGUUCACGAGAACGAUGAAGACCUCCAGAAGAGGAUAGACGAGGAAUCAGAGAAGUUCAAAGACAUCUUGCAAGCUAACUUCAUCGAUUCUUAUUUCAAUAACACGAUUAAAACGAUGAUGGGGUUCAAGUGGGCGUACAACCACUGCAGGAACUCCAAAUUUUAUAUGUUCGUGGAUGACGAUAUUUACGUAUCUGUGAAGAAUGUCCUGCGGUUCAUCAGGAAUCCCGCUUAUUACCCGGAGUAUUUGAAGGACCCGAAUAGAUUGGUCAAGAGGGAAGCUGUGAUGAAGGGAAACAAAGCAUGGAAUCACUAUGAUAAGGUGAGAAUGCCAAGAGAUGAUGAUGAAUUAACAAAUAUUAAAGAUAUUCAAGAUGAGGAGAUGCCAAGAGAUACACUGAGAAAUGAAAGAGCAACUGCUCGAGAGAAGAUUUUGAUGAGACGAAGAGAAGGGUGGAAAAGUUAUAAUAAGACUAAAAUGCCUGAAAAUAAUGAUAGAUCAGGAGAAAUUGAACAUGUUGGAGAUGAUUUAGUUAAGGAUGAAGAGGUGCCAAAGGAUUCAUUGAGGACUGAUGGGGAGGAGAUCCUGAUGAGAGGGAAGAAGGUAUGGAUUAAUCAUUACAAGACCAGAAAGCCGGGAGAUCAUGUAUUAGCAGAGAUCAAUGAUGGUAAAGAUAAUUUAGCUAAGAAUGAAGAGAUGCCAAAGAUUUUAUUAAGGAGUGAAAGAGCAACUGCUCAAGAGAAAAUAUUGAUGAGACGAAGGGAGGGAUGGAAGAAUCACAAUAAGACUAGAAUGCCUGUUGGAGGUGAUGAAUCAAUAAAAGCUAGAGAUGAAAAGAUGCCAAAAAAAUUAGUGGAGACUGCUGGAGAGGGGAAUUUGAUGAAACGAGGCAAGCGAUGGAAUCAUCACAAGAAAAUGACGGUGUCUGUUGAGCAUGAUGGGUCAGCAGAAUCUGAAGAUGUUCAAGACGAUUUAGUGAAUAGAUUCAACAACUCGAUGCUCUAUAAAAAAUUAACGAGAGGACGACGUCAGGUCUUUGACUUCGACCUUCCUGACGAUGUGAAACUCUUUGCAGGGUACGUUUUCGUGUCUUCUCCUCACAGACACAAGAGUUCCAAGUGGUAUGUCUCUCUGGAAGAGUAUCCGUACCACCUCUGGCCACCGUAUGUCACGGCCGGGGCGUAUGUCCUCUCGAAGGCUGCCAUGAUCGAGAUGUAUCUCACGAGUUUGUACACCCAGCAUUUCAGGUUUGAUGACAUAUUCCUGGGGCUAGUUGCCAAAAAGGCCGACAUUGAGCCGUUCCACUGUGAUGAGUUCCAUUUUUAUAAGAAGGAUUAUACCAAGUAUAAUUAUAAGUAUGUUAUUUCUUCUCAUGGGUAUGGGGAUCCUGAGGAGAUGGUGGAGAUCUGGAAUGAACAGAAGGGAAUGGGAAAUGCUUGAAGAAAUAUUAAUUGAUCAAUUUAAACGGUAUUUAAUUAAUUGCUUUUGGAAAUCCUAUUGAGGGGAGUGAAGAGGUGAUGGUUGUGCAAACUUUCUUCCAUAGAAUUAAAAAAUACAAAUGUGUUGGUUUUAAUUUUACUUUGAUUGGAGUUAUUUUAGAUGUUUUAGAGGAUUGCAAUGAUAAAGAGAGUGGAAUGUUUAGGCUCUUAUUCUUAAUAUAAUUCACGAAAUUUUUACGAUAUUUAUUACAAAUGCAGUUAAUCACCUAAUUUAUGGAAUCAUUGUCAUACAAAAAAUAGAUUUUAUAUUCAUGUUAUUCCUAUAUUAUUAUAAAAUAGUUUUGAGGAUUAACAAACAAGUUCAGAACAAUUUAAAAAUCUCUAAUCUCAUUAUUUUAAUAAGAUUUAUUGAACUGUUCAUUAUUCUACUAUUAUUGCAGUGCUACAAUCCAUCUGAUACCAGACUUCGUAAUAAUUAAUUCAUCUGAAAGGCGUUGUUAUACAUAUUUUAUUCUUCGAUUAUUGACGUAUUCAUAGAACCAAUAAUCAUUAAGCAGGUAGAAAGAGUGAUUUAUAAAAAUAUGUCUAGUGAUAUUUACAAGUUUGUACUGGAUUGAAUCCCCAGUCAGUCGAGACAGCCCCCACUGCGGUGAUCAAUAUUUUAAUAAAUAAUUUUCUAAAAUUUGAGUUGUUUGUUAUUGUUGUCUAUACUGCUGCUUUUCUCCACUGGUUUUA
This is a messenger RNA of Diachasma alloeum, 3661 nucleotides long. RefSeq lists its product as uncharacterized. Gene Ontology annotation, molecular function: hexosyltransferase activity; UDP-glycosyltransferase activity. Bases 1056 to 2927 code for a protein of 623 amino acids. The transcript is spliced from 2 exons. The record is from RefSeq and is a predicted model, not a curated record. Gene Ontology annotation, cellular component: membrane. Lineage: Eukaryota; Metazoa; Arthropoda; Insecta; Hymenoptera; Braconidae.